Molecule: messenger RNA, 645 nt
Organism: Ilex paraguariensis (yerba mate)
Lineage: Eukaryota; Viridiplantae; Streptophyta; Magnoliopsida; Aquifoliales; Aquifoliaceae
Source: the annotation of a GenBank genome assembly
AUGGAUUUGGGCACAGAAUUCGGUUCUGUCUUCUCUGCUCAGGGCACUGGUUUUUCUUUCAAUCUACAAGCUCUCUUGGCUCUUCAUGGUAAACCCUCUGUUCAAAUCACAAGGCUUGAUAUUCAUUUUCUCCAUAGUGGCUCUUCAUUUCUACAGGAAGUGGAUGUCUUCUCUGGACACCAACUGACCUCCAUCUUCCUUGCUUUUCUUCUUAAAACCCCGCCUUCACAUAUCUUUUACAUGGACUUGCUACUGCAAUGGAUCUGGUUUCCAACCAUCUCCCACAUCUCUCUAUUACAGAACAUGAGGGAUCUCUCAAUUUUGCUAGAUAUUCAUCUUCUUUGCCUUGAGUUCUGGUCUGCUGCUGAUGUUGAAUCUUCAUGGUGUUAUGGUUCUGCUCUGGCAAAUAUCUUCCAUGAUGGAAUCUUGUUGCAGUUCAGCACUCAUAGGAAUUCUAGUUUUGUGUUGGGCUUCUGUUACAGGAGGACUUUUCACUUACCCUACAGCCGCCUUAUCAAUAAGGCAGCUAAAUUAUCACGCGUUUUCCAGUCUCCUAGGAGCAACAAUAAUGCUUCUCAGUUGCUUAGCUCCAUUGAUCAUGGUGCCUCUACUUCAGCUCCUCUCUUCUUCUUCCAGCUUAAAUAG